Molecule: messenger RNA, 792 nt
Organism: Encephalitozoon hellem ATCC 50504
Lineage: Eukaryota; Fungi; Microsporidia; Unikaryonidae
Exons: 1
Coding region: 1-792 (263 amino acids)
Source: RefSeq, a predicted model, not a curated record
AUGCUGAGGAUUUCAAUCGUUCCAGACACAAAUGUUUUUAUAUCGCACUUGGAUAUUGUUAAGAGGCUCUACGAGGACGAGUUCCCCGUGGACGUCAUCAUGUCUAUAUCAAGAGUUGUUUUGAGGGAGCUGGAUUACAACAAGGGGAAGAUGAUAGAGGCUAGAGAGGCCAUAAGAUUUCUUGAAAAAGUGUAUAAUGCACCAAUAACAGAGCUAGAGGGGAGGUUGAGAGACAGUUCAAUGGAUGUCGUGGACUGCACCAAGCUAAUACCAAAUACGAAGAACAAUGACGAUGAGAUUUUGAAUUUUGCAUCUAAGCAGAUCCAUCCAGUGAUAUUGACGGAUGACAAGGCCUUUUAUCUUAAGUCCAAGUGCUAUAACGUCGAAUCUGUUCUUGUACACAACACAGCAUACGAGGAUCUUAAGCUUAAGAUUCUGAAGAUUUAUACUGGAGUAGAGCCUAUGGACAUCGACGAGGACAGUAAUAAACUAGAGGAAGAUGGAAAGAUAAAGGAACAGAUUAGAGACAAGCUCUUUCCUGUUGUUUUAGCGAUAAUGGAAAAAAGCAUAGGCAAGCCGUACGUUCUUUUUUUUCCAAACGACCUAAAAAUGAUAACCCUUGACUUUUUGCUGGAUCUGAUAAUCAAGGAAAACUACUUGUUCCGCCCUUAUCUCCCGAGAAGAUCAAAAGAAAUAGCUCAGAGUUUGAAGAAGAAAAUUAAGGAUGCACACGGCAACGACCUUCAUGCCCUGGGCUCCGAGCUUCUUAUGCUGUUUAGGAUCGUGUAUUAG